Molecule: messenger RNA, 1386 nt
Organism: Carassius gibelio (silver crucian carp)
Lineage: Eukaryota; Metazoa; Chordata; Actinopteri; Cypriniformes; Cyprinidae
Product: neuropeptide FF receptor 2
Exons: 4
Coding region: 1-1386 (461 amino acids)
Biological process (GO): G protein-coupled receptor signaling pathway
Cellular component (GO): membrane
Molecular function (GO): neuropeptide receptor activity; peptide binding
Source: RefSeq, a predicted model, not a curated record
AUGGCGUUGAAACUAAUGGACCCAAACUCCACUCUAUCAUCUCCAUUCUUCUCCCCUGUGGAGAACGGCCACAACGUUUCAGUGAACCAUACCUCCUCUCGUCCAUAUCCUUAUCCAGACGUCACCUACGUGGACUUCUAUCUGCAUGAGCCCUUGGUGUCCGCUAUCUUCAUAGUAUCCUACCUCCUCAUCUUUAUUGUGUGCAUGGUGGGAAAUGGAGUGGUGUGCUUCAUUGUUCUAAGGAGCAAGAACAUGCGUACGGUCACCAAUCUCUUCAUUCUCAACCUUGCUAUCAGUGACCUGUUGGUUGGCAUCUUCUGCAUGCCUACAACAUUGGUGGACAAUAUCAUCACAGGCUGGCCUUUUGGCAGUUUGGUGUGUAAGUUGAGCGGGAUGGUGCAGGGAAUAUCUGUAUCUGCCUCUGUCUUCACACUAGUGGCCAUCGCUGUUGACAGAUUCCGCUGCAUUGUCUAUCCCUUCAAACAGAAGCUCAAUAUCUCCACCUCCACCCUCAUCAUCAUCAUCAUCUGGGUUCUGGCCAUCUCCAUCAUGUGUCCGUCUGGUGUCAUGCUACAGGUCACCAAAGAGCACAGAGUCUCUAUCUUGCUAAGCGAUGGCAACAGCACACAACCCUUCUACUGGUGCCGUGAGAACUGGCCAAACCAGGAGAUGCGCAAGAUUUACACCACAGUACUCUUCGCUAACAUUUAUUUGGCACCUCUGACCCUAAUUGUCAUCAUGUACGCCCGGAUUGGAAUCACGCUCUUCAAAACAUCCAUGCCUGUCCCUGUGAGCCAAGUUGGGACUUCAGGCUCCGGUUGUAGCGUUGGGAAAAACAGCAGAUAUGAAAGUCGUCAGCUGGUGUCCCGGAAAAAGAAGCGGGUCAUUAAAAUGUUGCUAGUGGUGGCCCUGCUCUUCAUCUUGUCCUGGUUGCCGUUGUGGGCACUCAUGAUGCUGAGUGACUACGCAAGCCUGAGUGAGCGUCAGCAUCGUAUUAUUAACAUCUAUUUUUAUCCUCUGGCCCACUGGCUGGCGUUCUGUAACAGUAGCGUUAAUCCCAUAGUCUAUGGGUUUUUCAAUGAGAACUUUCGCAAAGGUUUCAAGGCAGCCUUUAAGCUUCAGCUCUGCUCAGCCCAUUCGGGGAUGAGAAGGAGCUACUCUCACCGUCUGCAGGGGAAUGCUGUAUUACCUGCCAACUUGCCCCUGACCAAGGAGUCUGCACUGGAGGCUGGAGGUCCGAGACCAGGACAGGUGCUCAUCCAAGAGCUGGUGUCGGUGGGCAGCGGGAGGGGUCUGGGUGACAGAAGCCAGUCUUCAGGCAAGGAAAACGCGAAAGAACAGGAUCUGAUCAUGGAAGAUCUGGAGAAGGUAAUGUACGAUCUAUAG